UUGUUCGUAGUGCCGUUUAUUAAAGGUUAGUUUCGUUCGUUCGCGGUAUUCUCAUUUUUAGGUUAUACACGUGCUUAUUCCGAACAUUGAUUCUAGCGUCAAGUUGUAUGAAGAUAAUCAUCGUAUGUAUCGAUUUGCAAAAACAACGUAGCAAUCAUGUUGGUGCUAUUCGAAACAGCGGCGGGAUAUGCAAUUUUCAAGUUGCUGGACAACAAUAAACUUGCACAGUCGGAGAAUCUGUACCAGGACUUUGCAACGCCACAAAGGGCCAGCGAAUUAAUUACCUUGAAGCACUUUUACAAGUUUGAGGACACAACCGAAGCAUUGUCAGCCACCACGGCAGCUGUGGAGGGUAAAUUAUGCAAGUCCUUGAAGAAAGCUCUCAAGAAAUACUGCGAAACACAUGACCAAAUAGCAGUUGCUGAUGUAAAGUUAGGCAAUGCUAUAAAGGAGAAACUAGGCUUAAAUUUUGUGAGUAACAUGGCAGUGCAGGAACUGAUGAGAGGUAUCAGGGGUCAAUUGGACAAUCUGUUGGCUGGAAUACCCAAGAAAGAAAUGACUGCCAUGAGAUUAGGACUGGCACACAGCUUGUCCAGGUACAAGCUAAAAUUCUCACCUGAUAAGGUUGAUACUAUGGUGAUACAGGCAGUGAAUCUGUUGGAUGAAUUGGAUAAAGAAUUGAACAACUACAUGAUGCGAUGCCGUGAGUGGUACGGCUGGCACUUCCCUGAGCUGAGUAAGAUUAUUCAGGAUAACAUGGCUUACGUGAAGACGGUGCAGCUCGUCGGCAUACGAGACAACAUUGUAAAAUGCGACUUAUCGGACAUCCUGGCCGAAGAGAUUGAGGAACAAGUGAAAGAGGCUGCGGAGGUUUCAAUGGGCACGGAGAUCUCCGAGGAGGAUGCCGAAUACACGCAAUACCUGUGCAGCGAGAUAAUCUUGUUGUCCGAUUACAGAACUCAGCUGUACGACUAUCUGAAGUCCAGAAUGAUGGCGUUGGCGCCGAAUCUGUCGAUAUUGGUAGGAGAACUGGUCGGUGCACGUCUCAUGUCGCAUGCUGGUUCCCUUGUUAAUCUUGCCAAACAUCCAGCGUCUACCGUGCAGAUUUUAGGCGCGGAAAAAGCGCUCUUCCGCGCACUCAAGAUGAAGAAAGACACGCCCAAAUACGGUCUGAUCUAUCAUGCAAAUCUCAUCGGCCAAUCUUCGAAGAAGAACAAAGGCAAGAUGUCCAGGAUGUUGGCAGCGAAAGCUUCUUUGGCCACGAGAUUUGAUGCAUUGGGCGAGAACACCAGCUUCGAUCUUGGAGUGGAACAUAAGAAGAAAUUGGAGGCACGACUGCAGCUCCUUGAACUAGGAAAUGUACGCAAAAUUAGUGGCACUCUCAAAGCAAAAACCAAGUUCAAAAAGUAUCACAGCGACAAUGAGUAUGCACAGUAUCCUACAUCUAUUGACUCAACUUUGAAAAAGGAUAUUCCAAGCAAGGUCUUGGUUGAGGAGAUAAUUGAAGAAUCGCAGCAGGACAACGAAGAGGUAGAUAAGAAGAAGAAGAAAAAAAAGAAACGUAGUUUAAUGGUUGCAACGGAGGAUGUAGGAGAGUCUUCCGGUGUGCAAGAAGUAAAAAUAGAAACCGAGUCGACUGAGCCGAAGAAGAAGAAAAAGAAACGCAGCUCGAUGAUAGUAACGGAGGAAGUAGAAGAGACUUCUGCUGUACAAGAAGCACAAGUGAAAACGGAACCAACUGAUAUACCGAAAAAGAAAAAGAGGAAACACAGCACGAUGGUUACAACAGAAGACACAAGAGAGUCUUUUGGUAUUCAAGAAGCGCAAGCAGAAACGGAGUCGACCAAUAUACCGAAGAAGAAAAAGAAACAUAGUCUAACGUCUACAAUGGAGAUGUCUUCUGGUGUGCAGGUGGAAGAAGAUCUAUCCUCAUCGAAGAAAAAGAAAAAACGUGAUGUGGAACACAAAACUGAAGACGUAGCGGGCUCUUCCGAUACGCAAGAAUUACAAAAGAAAAAAAAGAAGAAGAAGAAGAAAGAGAAGGAAUAAUUGUAUGGUCAAGAAAUUUAAUGUAAGAUUAAAAUGGUAAUAAAAUAAUGAAGUAAAUAACAGUAAAAUGUUAUAUUACAUCGCUGUGUUUUAAAUGUUGAUAAUAGUACACGAUAUUGUUUAUGCGAAAUAAAAACAUUUUUUACUAUAGAACUAGUAUAUUACUAUACUAGUAUAUUACUAGUUUUUACUAUAGAACUAGUAUAUUAUACACAGAUGCAAAAUAUGAAUACAAUGAGUGAUUAUUUUAUGUAACAUAAUAAUAUAGUUUUUCGUAAAUAUAAUUUUUACACACAUAUACUCUUUUUAUUUUAGAAGAUUCUUCAUAUUCUGGACUAUUAAAAUUUGAAGUCAACAUUUAACUGGUUGUACAUAUAUAUAAUUCUUCGAGUUACUCAGAAACAAAAUUUACAUGGUUGCAUUAUGAGAAGUUCCUUUUAACAAUAUAUUAAUAGGUCGGUAAUAUGUCAAAGAGCGCAUAUUAUAUGAUUAUGGGAAGAAUUAUAUUUUCCUACCUUUGUGUGAGUUAUAAUGCAAUCAACCAAUUGUAACCAUGAAAUUAAAAUAUACUGAUUAAUAUAUCCA
Odontomachus brunneus is the source of this 2634-nucleotide messenger RNA. RefSeq names its product nucleolar protein 58-like. Gene Ontology annotation, molecular function: snoRNA binding. The coding region runs from base 157 to 2049 and encodes 630 amino acids. The transcript is spliced from 3 exons. The record is from RefSeq and is a predicted model, not a curated record. Lineage: Eukaryota; Metazoa; Arthropoda; Insecta; Hymenoptera; Formicidae. Gene Ontology annotation, cellular component: small-subunit processome; box C/D methylation guide snoRNP complex.